This is a messenger RNA of Stegostoma tigrinum, 14731 nucleotides long. RefSeq names its product rab effector MyRIP-like. The record is from RefSeq and is a predicted model, not a curated record. Gene Ontology annotation, molecular function: small GTPase binding; myosin binding; actin binding. The transcript has 18 exons. Gene Ontology annotation, biological process: intracellular protein transport. Gene Ontology annotation, cellular component: cortical actin cytoskeleton. The coding region runs from base 321 to 3008 and encodes 895 amino acids. Lineage: Eukaryota; Metazoa; Chordata; Chondrichthyes; Orectolobiformes; Stegostomatidae.
UUGUGUACGCAAUGCCAGGCUUGGUGUCUGGGCAGUUGCAUGCCGCCUGCCUGUGGAAGGAGGGAUGCUGGUUCUGUAGCUGCAGGAACAGGCAGGCAGACUGACUGAGCACACCCCCCCCCCCUCCCGUGCCUUUUUCUCCCCAGACUCUCCACCGGAGACACAGAGGGAGAGACAUCACUGCUCAUUUGAGAUCCUGGGGAUUUCGUGCCCGGCAAAAAAAAUUGGUUUCAAAGUCCAUCGUCCUGAGAAACUGCCACAUUCUCGCAAAAGGUAUUCUUUCUGGUGAUUGAAGCUCAUCUUGGAACAAGGUAGAAAGCAUGGGAAAAAACCUUGACUUGUCUGGUUUGACAGAUGAUGAAGCUGAACAUGUGCUGCAGGUUGUCCAGCGGGAUUUUGAUCUACGAAAGAAGGAACAAGAACGACUGAGUGAACUGAAGCAGAAACUGAACGAGGAAGGCAACAAACGCACAAUCCUUUCCAAGCAGGAGAAGUUCAAUGAGAACUGCUGCAUCCGCUGUUGUAGCCCAUUCACCUUCCUCAUUAACACCAAGCGCCCGUGUAUUGACUGCAAGUUCAACAUCUGCAAGAACUGUGGUGCAUACAGUAAGAAAGAGAAGGCCUGGAUCUGUAUGGUGUGUCACCAGGCCCGGCUGCUGAGGACCCAGUCUUUGGAAUGGUACUACAAUAAUGUCAAGGGCAGAUUCAGACACUUUGGCAGUGCUAAGGUGGUUCACACAUUGUACAAGAAACGCCUUACAACCAGGAGGAGUUCAUCAAACGUAUUAGAAGGCAAUAUUCUUGCUGAUGGCCAAGAGAACGAAGAGUGUCUCUGUGGAAAUGACUCCACGUCCGACAGACAAACUGAAGGUCACACAAUCACUGAAACUCUAGCUGCGGCCUUGCGGGUGGCUGAGGAAGCAGUUGAAGAGGCUAUCACCAAAGCAGAGUCCUUCAGUGACAGUUUGGAAAAGCAAAACGAGAGCCAUUAUUUACAAGAGCACAAGGAGGAACUGAUCGAAGAACUUGCGACAACUAUAAUGCAAAAGGUGAUACAGAGGAAGAAGUCUGGGAGCAGAUUGACUGAUUCUGAAUCUGAACAGUCCCAUUCGCAAAACAGAGCCUCAAUCUAUCCACUUUCCAUAAAAGAAAAUGCCCCUGACAGUUGCAGUAGGAUGUCACAUCUGUGGAGAUCCCACUCUGAAUUCUCUCUGACCAGCGAGGAAAAUCUAAGUAAAGACCCAGCCGAGGCUGAAAAAUCUUCUGCCUCCGGGGUGAUGGCGAUGCAUGGGCAAUUCCAGUCCUCAGAAAGUUCUGACUUAAGACCCUAUUCACUGCCAAGUUGGAAAAGCAUGGAUUUUCUGGAUAAUGCAGGUUCCUCAGCAAUGGCCAUGAUGCACAGUCCUGAUGGGAACUGGAUGGCAAUGCAGAGCACACCAGCUAGCCGCCCUCGAUUGCUAGCCAAACCAAAGAGCAGAGUGUUCAUUGCAUUGGAGAAUGAGGCAGACAUUGUGUCCGCUUAUGACGAGAUGGGGACAGAUGAUGACAAUGACGAUGAUAUUGGUUGGAGUGCUGCUGACCUCGGUGAGUUGAGGCAAUGCUCGGCCAAGCUGUCAGAUGAGACCUACUUCACUGACUCGCAGCACGACAAUGACUGGCUGGGCGCCGACGGAAAGCGCCAGCCGGUCACCUCGCCAUCUUCUGGCCGAUACACCAACACGGAGGCCAUGUGCUCGGACUCGGAAACAUCCUCCACCGGCUCGGUGCAGAUAUCGAUACGCGGCUCAGAUGGCCGGGUUACUGCAGACAAGAGAAAGUCAAGCCACAACGCAGCCAAACCAGCCAGUGCUCACUCUGCUGGGCAGCUGGACAUAAACUACAACGCACAGCCGCAAGGAUUUGGGAACGUAGACAGCAGCGAGGGCGAAGAUAUCCCUGAUGAGUCAGAGAGGAAACACAGGCGGAGAAGACGAAACAAAUGCUCACCUCAGGAGCACGAAACAGACAGCCCUUUGAAAAUCCAACAGUCGCUUUCUAAAAACACAUGCCAGGAGCUGAGCAGGUGUAUGUUCGUGAUGGAGCAGAGCCUUUCAAGGCUGGAGAGGAGAAUUAGUUUGGGGACCUGGAGCAGAGAGGAAUCGCCUAUUUCUGCACAUAAGGCCCAAAACCCAGAGAGGAAAUCCAAUCUGGAUCCAGAUAGUGGAGUCACAUUUUCUAGAACUCAUGCAGAUUUAAUGGAAGAGAAACUAAGAACCAAGUUGGUUCGGCUUGCAACAAAACUAAGUGACAAGGAGUCGUCAUCUGGGGAUGAGCUCGAUCCAGAUACAACUGAGGGAGCUCAGGAGAGCUCGUGUGAUGAAGACCACAAGCACAUUCAAGAUGAACUCAUGAGAAAGUAUUCUGCGAUCUCUCUCUGCAACAUUACAACAGAAGCACUGAAAGUCAUCAAUGCCACAGAGGAUCUAAUCGGGGAGGCCACAGGUGCAAGUAACUCCCAGUCAGAGCCGAGUGGAGGAAGAAUUCCAACAGGGAAGGAAGCUGUGAAACUUGAAGAGCAGCUCACUAAACUGGAGGAAAAUAUUUACAUAACAGCAGGCAGUGUGUAUAGUUUGGAGGGACAGCUUAAUGACCUGGAGGAUUGUGCACGGAGCAUUCACAGUAUAACUACGGAGACAGAGCUUGCAGAUCUAGAGGACCAAGUGGCAACUGCAGCUGCUCAGGUUCACCAGGCAGAGCUCCAGGUUUCAGAUAUCGAACGCAGAAUUUCAGCCCUGAACGUGGCAGGUUUGAAUGUGGUUCCCUGUGACCGGCUUCUGAAAAAACGCAACCAGCAAGAAGUGAAGGCAGAAACCAUUGAUUCUUCCAGGCAACAGAGGAGAAAGCUACCAGCUCCACCAAAGCAAGGAGAGACAGUUGACAGCACUCCAGGUAUGUCCAUCAGGACCUACAGCAGGAAUAGCUUGUUCCAAGAUUCAGCAUCACGGCACAAUUUAAAGGAAGACCUUUAAAGGAAGACCUUGUUGAUCCUUCUAUAAAAUCUUCACCAUACUGAGAACUGGACACCCUCUCUGAAGAGAACUCACUGCUUAUGGCUGUCCACUAGAGUGCCUUGAUACAACAGCCAUGGAAAAUCUAAUCCUGCCACCACUCACAAUCCCAUAUGGAGCAGACUCUCACUGGAUACCUCCCUGAAUUCACCCCGUGACACUUCAGGAUUGUACCUUUACUGUGGUAAAAAGAAAUUCGUUUUGCCUUAAUUUCAGAGACCUUUUGGGAAUUGUGACAGAUCUCUCUGUACCGUUGGCCCACGCCACUCAAAAAGCACCUUGAUGUGUUUGCUGUAGAAAACUAGUCGUUGUCGUGUCUGUGAUUGUCUUUAACUGGUAGCACACACUUGAUGUAUUUGGAAGCAAGGUUAUUUGUAAGUGAUUUGCCAACUGCAUUAUCUUGAUCAACUGAAAAAGUGGUUGCCAAAAUACAACUUGGAGGUCUACAGUACCUCUGACAUGUUGGUGGUUACUGUCAGUUCAUUGGGGAUUGAUCCCUGGAGCAAUGACAUUAUUGAAUCUUUUUUAAAUGUUAUUUUAAAGUGCACAUUUAUUUUCAUACAAUUUUGAUCUCAAAUUGUUAACUGAAUUUACUUUUGCAAUGAGUUCAAGGAACUUUCAACCUGAGUUUGUGGAAUGAGCAUUGCCAAUCAAUGUAAUUUUUUUGCUUUUUCAAAGCAAGUUCUGGUUACGGGAGAAUCGAGCACUUCUCUCAGCACUGGGGACAAAGACGGUAAAGUGUGGAAGCAAGAAACAAAAUCACAAUAUCAGAACUUAUCCAAAAAGGAUAAUUGGCUUGAGUGGACAGACACUGAGUGGCAAUGGUUCAAAUUCCAGUUAAAUUUAGGCAUUACAACUCAAUAAUCAGUCUUCAUUCAAUGGAAUUUACUUAUGAUUGAAUAAACUUUAGGUGUUAUAUAUAAAAGUAGGGCAUCUCCUGCAUGAUACAGAUACUGAGUCGGGAGUGUGCUUCGCUCAACUUACAAUUUGAGAAAACACUUCAAGUCAUGAUAUCUUCCUAGAAAACACCCCCAUUUACAAUAACAAUUUUCAUUUACAUAUCAUCUUUAAUGUAGAAGAGAUUGUUUUAAAGGUGCUUCAAUAGUUAAGGGAAAACCAAUUUUGAAAUCUGCACAAAUCUGAACAAACGGGUAGAUAGCUAGAUCAGGAUCACGUAAUCAGGACAUGGGGAAUGCCAUUUAGAACUGAGGUGAGGAACUUGUCACUCAGAGAUUGUUAAACAUUUGAAAUUCACAAUUCCAUAGGGCUGUGAAGUUUAGUCGUUGAGUAGGUUCAGAACAAAGGUAGAUAGAUUUCUAGAUAUUAAAGGUAUCAAGAGAUAUAGGGAUAGUGCGGGUGUUGAGGUAGAAAAUCAGCCACAAUCUAGUUGAAUUACAACACUAGAAUCUAUCUGACAAUGUGGAAAAUUGUCCAGAAAUGUCCUGUACCUAAAAUGCAGGACAAAUCCAACCUGACCAGUUACCGCCCCACCAGGCUACUUUUGAUCAUUAGUAAAGUGAUGAAAAGUGUCAGUAACAGUGCUAUCAAGCAGCACCCACUCAGCAAUAACCUGCUCAGUGACGCCCAAUUUGGGUUCCAUCAGGGCCACUCAGCUCCUGACCAAAUUCCAGCCUAGGUUCAAACUUGGAUUACAGAGCUGAAUUCCAGAGAGAACAUAAGCUUGCUUUCAACCAACGGUGGCAUCAAAGACCCCUAGCAAAACUAGAAUCAGUGGAUAUUACUGGGCGAACUCUCUGUUGGUUGGAGUCAUGCCUGACACUUAGGAAGAUGGUUGUGUUUGUUGGAGAGUAAUCAUCUCAAUUCUAUAAGGUCUGUGCAGGUUAAUGUCCUCGGCCCAACCGUCUUCAGCUGCUUCAUCAAUGACCUUCCAUCGCAAGGUCAGAAUUGGAAUGUUUGCUGAUAAUUGCAUAAUUCUCAGCAUCAUUUGUGAUUCCUCAGAUACUGAAGUAGUCUAUGUUCAAAUGCGACAAGAUUGAGGUAAAUUCCAGGCUUUGGCAGACAAAAGGCUGUUAAUAUUCAUGACACACAAAUGCCAGGCAGUGACCAUCUCCAAUAAGAGAAUCUAAUCACCACCCCUUGACAAUCAAUGGUGAACCCCCUGCUAGCAACAUCCUGGGAAUACCGUUGAACAGAAUCCCAACUGGGCUUGUAACAUCCAUAACACAUAAGUAAUAUAAUAGCUACAAGAGCAGAUCAGAGGCGAGGAAUUCUGUGAUGUGUAACUCAGCUCCUGACUCCCCAGAUAUUGUCCACUAUCUACAAGGCACAAGUCAGGAGUGUGAUGUAAUACUGCCCACUUUCCUGGAUGAGUGCAGCCAUUCUAGAUGCUUGAUAUCAUCCAGUACAAAGCAGCAUGCUUGACUGGCACUACACCCACAAACAUCCGAUCCCUCCACCACUGAUGCUCGGUAGCAACGGUGUAUACCAUCUACAAGAUGCACUGCAGAAGUUCACCAAAGGUCCUCAGACAGCACCUUCCAAACCCUCGACCACUUCCAUCGAGAAGGACAAGGGCAGCAGAUAUAUGGGAACACUACCACCUUCAAGUUCCCCUCCAAGUCACUCACCAUCCUGACUUGAAAAUAUAUCACUGUUCCUUCAUUGUCACUGGGUCAAAAUCCUGGAGUUCCUUCCUCAUGGGGGUUGUGGGAAAACCUACAGCACACAGACUGCAGGAGUUCAGGAAGGCAGCUCCUCAAGGGCAACCAGGGAGGGGCAGGAAAUGCUGGCCCAGCCAGCGAUGGCCACAUCCCACAAAUGAAUAAAAAGAAAGAAUGAUGGAGCAGGUUCACGGGGCCAGUAUUGAUCCAGAGUCCCCAUUUUUUUUAAAAAAUUAAUCACAGCUUCCUAUUACCACCUAAACUGUUACAUGUUGUGCAGUUUGGGCUAUUUCAAAGCCACACUGACUUUACAGCUGUCGAAAAAAAAUGGAUAGAUAAAACUGAAACUUAUAUGGAACCUUGACUGCUUUAAAGUAGCUGCAACUAUCAGAUCAAUAGUUCGGCAGCAACAGAGCAGGAUUUCUAGGACCUAAGUUGCCAGCUGAUUCUGACCUGUAUCAACAAUUCAGUUGAUGUGCCAAUGUUCAGCCUGCUCAGUAGUGGGGAGGCCACGUUUCCACAGCAUGUAUACUCGAAUGCUGACAUCAAUCACUGUGACGAAGGUACUGGCCAUCCACGUCACACACACACAGUGGAAUUUUCCCUGUAUUCAACCCCUUAACUGGAUCUUUCCGCCAUUCAUCCUCCACUAUCAUCAGUGCUUGGGUUGACACUGAGGUCAUUGUGUGGGCUGUCACAUCAUAUUAUUAGUCAAUGGAAAGUCUGUACGUCCCCCCCUUACAGCAACUCCUGUCGUGCCCCCAGGCCACUGAGCCUUAUUGCAUCUAUUAUGCACCAAAAUCAAUUUAAUGAUGGGUAAAACAAAAAUAGAAAUUGCUGGAGAAACUCAGCAGGUCUGGCAGCAACUGUGAAGAGUGAAACAAAGUUAACAUUUCGGCAUGAUUCCUUCAUAAGAAGUUUAACCUACUUCUUCAGUUCUGAAGAAGAGUCAUAGUAGUACUUGAAAUGAUAACAAAGUGUGAAGCUGGAUGAACACAGCAACCCACCCAACACACCUGAGAGUGAAAACUCAAGUUUUUUAUUCCUCACUAUUUGUGCACGCUCUGAUGAAGGGUCUAGGCCCGAAACGUCAGCUUUUGUGCUCCUGAGAUGCUGCUUGGCCUGCUGUGUUCAUCCAGCUCCACACUUUAUUAUCUUGGAGUCUCCAGCAUCUGCAGUUCCCAUUAUCUCUGAUCACACUUGAAACGUUAACUCUGUUUUUCUGUCUCAACCUGCAGAGUUUCUCCAGCGUUCUCUGUGUUUGUUCAGAUUCAGGUGGCUCAGCAGUUAGCACUGCUGCCUCACAGCACCAGGGACCUAGGUUCAAUCCCACGCUUGGGUGACUGUCUGUGAGGAGUUUGCACAUUCUCCCUAUGUCUGCGUGGGUUUCCUCCCACAGUCCAAAGAUGUGCCAGUUAGGUGGAUUGGUCAUUCUAUAGUUCCUAGGGAUGUUUGGGUUAGACAAGGGAAAUCAGGGGUAGGAUAAUGGGUCUGAGUGGGAUGCUCAUCAGAGGGUCAGUGUGGACUUAUUGGGCUGAAUAGCCUGUUUCCCCACUCUUGGGGUUCUGUAAUUUCCAGCAUCUGCAGUAUUUUGCCUUUAAUGAUAUGUACAGAAAGUCUCUUUUUUUACGUAUGUCUGACUUAUGGACACUAAGAUUUACAAAGCAAUCCCAUACUGGGUGUAAUUUCAGCUCUGACAAAGAGUCUAGACUUGAAGCAUUAGUUUGGUCUCUCUCUACAGAUGCUGCCUGACCCAUCAUGACUUCUAGCAGUUUUUGUUUAUCAAUGCAAUUUUAGAUAUCAAACGUAGGAACAUUUCCUGUACUCAUGAACAGCUGCUUUACUUUAUACUGCUUUGUUUUUCGACUUGCAUGCAAAUGGACUCAAGAAUGCCUGCACAAAAACGGAAGUUGCUGGAAAAGCUCAGCAGGUCUAGCAGUAUCUGUGAAGAAGAUCUGAGUUAUUGUUUCAGGUCCGGUGACCCUUCCUCAGAAUGUUCUGACGAAGGGUCACUGAACCGAAAUGUUAGCUCUGUUUUUUUUUCACAGAUGCUGUCAGACCCGUUGAGCUUUUCCAGCAACUAUUUGCUCCUGAUUUACAGCAUCCACAGUUCUUUCGGUUUUUAUCAGGAAUUCCUGUACCCGUCUAAAGGAUGCUGAGCCACAGCCUAUUAUUAUGAAGCUUUGUGAAUACAAGUAAAGAAAUUGAAAUGCAGGAAAAUAAAUUUUACAGACUAUACACGCUUUUUGCCAAAUCCAUAAUGGAUGAAGGAAAACCCUAGGCAAAAGCAGAAAAAUUUUCUUCAUUGCAGCAUUCAGGUUCUUCUGAAAUAAUUCCAUUGAUUUUACUUUCAGUUCUCAAUCUGGGGUGCAUUUAUCGAUCAUUCUGUGCUCUUGCUGCUUUCAGUUUUAAACUUGCCUUGCACUAGUCCAGGGUUUUGGUGCUUUCUUCUACUCUCAAAGUUUAAACUAAUUUUUCACGUACACCAACUCGCAAAUGUUCCACCCUUCCCCCUACCGCAACCCACCUGAGAAUGAAAACUCAAGUUUUUUAUUCCUUAUUAUUUGUUCUUAAAACAGAGUCAUUGAAGACUGGGAAUCCAGUCUUGUGAAGCUUUUCUAUACGGUCUGCAAUUUUUUAUGUUGUAUUUCAGUGACCAGAGCAGUACCCUGAGACUCAGGGUAUGCUGGACUUGAACACUGUACAGUUUAAUCAAGGUUUGGUGUUUGCUGGUAUGUUUAAAAUAUUAGGAUGUUUACAGCACAAAUGGAGGCCAUUUGGCCCAUCAUAUCGAUGCUGGCUUUUUUUUUCUUAAGAGGCACUCAGUUAGCUACGUCUUCUUUUCUCCCUCUCUCAUAUUUAUAAUUCCUAAAGUCCAACCUGAGCCCAUUCAGGUAAAGGAAGUGAUCAAGGUUCAUAACGUGGUGCACCUCGAAGUGUUUUUAACAGUAACAUACAAACAUCAGUGCCCUCAUCUUCAAUGACAACCUUAAUCAUGGGGAACAAGCAGGGAAGUGGACGUGAGAAAUGUCAGAUCAGCCAUGAUCCUAUUGCAUGGUGGACUAGAUUCAUGGGGCCGACUCCUCUUCACUCUGAUGGCCAACAUGUGGAAUGAGGAGGAACUUGGGCAUUCUGCAGGUGCCACGUUGGGACAGUCAGGCAAUGCUUGUCGUGUUCCUGAUCUAUGACUCACGCUGGCAUAGAGCCAUCACCUGGCCAUUCAUGAUUGGUAUGCUGUCUCUUGAGUUUUAGUUAGCCAUCCCAGUAUGCCAGUCACAUGCCAGCAGUGCAAGUGAGCCCAGUUUGUGUGACACCUUGCAGCAUUUGUUGUCACUGAUGGGUGUAAUCAGACCAAACCAAUUACUCGGGUUUGAUUCCAGUCUUUUCUUCCCCAUCCUUUCCUGAGUUGGAAGACAUGUGUCAAUCGUUCCCUUAAUCCCCUCUGUUUUAAUGAAAACAGCCGCAUUUUUUUUUCAAAUCUCCACUUUUUGUACUUCUGGACUGCAGCCACCAUCUUAGUGAAUCAGGAUUACAAACAGAGAGUGAUGGAGAAACUCAGUGCAUCUGUGAAGGCAGAAACUGAGUUACACUUUUGGAUUUCAAAGAAGAGCCAUUUGGACUCAAAACUCUGUCUCUCACAAUGUUUCAGGGGCAGCCGAAUCUCCUAAGUAUCUACAGCAUGUUCUGUUUUCAUUUUGGAUUUCCAGCGUCUGCAGUAUCUUGCUUUUAUCUUAAUGAUUCUGUUUUGUAUCCUUUCUAAGGCCUCAAUAACUUGCCUAAAGCUUCACACAGUACUCCAACUAUGGUGUUACUAUAUCGUUUGUACUGAUUCCCCAUCAUAUCUCGACUUUUUUUUGACGCUGCUGUUGUGUGAAACCAGACUUCCAUUUAGAGACAUGAUUCACUUGAGUUGUUGGUUGUAAUGUUUUGUGAACCCAAAUCUGGAAUCCCUCUACAUUUCUAUCUCACCCUCCACCCAAACUGUAUCACUUCUCAUUUACAGACAGACUUACAUCUCUACUUGUCUGUUCUGCCACCUCAGAUUCACCUUUCUUUGAUCCUCAGAAAUGCUGUUCCAAUAUUGCUUUUAAGCGUGAACACUAGCCCAUUAAUAAACAAUGUUUGCAACUUUUCACCCCUUUAUAUUCCUUAUUCAUAAGCAUCCCAUAGUAAAUCCAUCUUAAAGUCACUGUCAUAUUCGGACUACUCCUAGCUGUUUCCAUUUUACAUUUAGUUCGUUUAGGUGACUUAUUUCAAAUUUAUGUCUUCGGGCUGGCCCCUUAGUUGUUUUGAAUCUUCUUCAACAUAACACCACCUCUUCAUUUUUUUACAUUUGCACACACUGUAUGUGGGACUUCUUAACUUUACACUAUGCCUUCAUGGUACCUCAUUCUAACUGAUACUUUUCUUGACUUCUCGAAAGUGGAGCAGUUCCACAGACCUGUACAUUAUUUACGUUCUCAGGUGUCAAGUUAACUUGCUGUCUGGUCCCUGGUGAAACUUUCACUGUUCUCGGCUUUGGUGAAUAUACGUGUAUCUCUGUCUGUGUACACAAUGUGGCUUGUAUUUGUGCGUGCAUGUAUAUAUGUCUAUGUUUGUGACUGUCUGGGUUUGUAUGAGUGAUCUACGUGUGUGUGUCAGUGUUUGUAUGUGUGGUCUGUGUAUGCAUGAUCCAUGUGUGUGUGUCAGUGUUUGUAUGUGUGGUCUGUGUAUGUGUGAUCCAUGUGUGUGUGUCAGUGUUUGUACGUGUGGUCUGUGUAUGUGUGGUCCAUGUGUGUGUGCCAAUGUUUAUACGUGUGGUCUGUGUAUGUAUGGUCUACAUGUGUGUGUCAGUGUUUGUACAUGUGGUCUGUGUAUGUGUGGUCUACAUGUGUUUGUACAUGUGGUCUGUGUAUGUGUGGUCCAUGUGUGUGUGUCAAUGUUUGUACGUGUGGUCUGUGUAUGUAUGGUUUACAUGUGUGUGUCAGUGUUUGUACAUGUGGUCUGUGUAUGUGUGGUCUACGUGUGUGUGUCAGUGUUUGUACAUGUGGUCUGUAUGUAUGGUCUACGUGUGUGUGUCAGUGUUUUGUACAUGUGGUCUGUGUAUGUGUGGUCUACGUGUGUGUGUCAGUGUUUGUACAUGUGGUCUGUGUAUGUGUGGUCUACGUGUGUGUGUCAGUGUUUGUACAUGUGGUCUGUGUAUGUGUGGUCUACAUGUGUGUGUCACUGUUUGUACGUGUGGUCUGUGUAUGUAUGGUCUACGUGUGUGUGUCAGUGUUUGUACAUGUGGUCUGUGUAUGUGUGGUUUACGUGUGUGUGUCAGUGUUUGUACGUGUGGUCUGUGUAUGUGUGGUCCAUGUGUGUGCGUCAGUGUUUGUAUGUGUGGUCUGUGUAUGUAUGGUCUACGUGUGUGUGUCACUGUUUGUAUGUGUGGUCUGUGUACGUGUGGUCUAUGUGUGUGUGUCACUGUUUGUACGUGUGGUCUGUGUAUGUGUGGUCCAUGUGUGUGUGUCAGUGUUUGUAUGUGUGGUCUGUGUAUGUAUGGUCUACGUGUGUGUGUCACUGUUUGUACAUGUAGUCUGUGUAUGUAUGGUCUACGUGUGUGUGUCAGUGUUUGUACAUGUGCUCUGUGCAUGUAUGGUCUACGUGUGUGUGUCAGUGUUUGUACAUGUGGUCUCUGUAUGUGUGGUCCAUGUGUGUGUGUGUCAGUGUUUGUAUGUGUGGUCUGCGUAUGUAUGGUCUACGUGUGUGUGUCACUGUUUGUACAUGUGGUCUGUGUAUGUGUGGUCUACAUGUGUGUGUCAGUGUUUGUAUGUGUGGUCUGUGUAUGUAUGGUCUACGUGUGUGUGUCAGUGUUUGUACAUGUGGUCUGUGUAUGUAUGGUCUACAUGUGUGUGUCAGUGUUUGUACGUGUGGUCUGUGUAUGUAUGGUCUACGUGUGUGUGUCAGUGUUUGUAUGUGUGGUCUGUGUAUGUAUGGUCUACGUGUGUGUGUCAGUGUUUGUACAUGUGGUCUGUGUAUGUGUGGUCUACGUGUGUGUGUCAGUGUUUGUACGUGUGGUCUGUGUAUGUAUGGUCUACAUGUGUGUGUCAGUGUUUGUACGUGUGGUCUGUGUAUGUAUGGUCUACGUGUGUGUGUCAGUGUUUGUACGUGUGGUCUGUGUAUGUGUGGUCUACAUGUGUGUGUCAGUGUUUGUACGUGUGGUCUGUGUAUGUAUGGUCUAUGUGUGUGUGUGUGUCAGUGUUUGUACGUGUGGUCUGUGUAUGUAUGGUCUACAUGUGUGUGUCAGUGUUUGUACAUGUGGUCUGUGUAUGUAUGGUCUACGUGUGUGUGUCAGUGUUUGUACGUGUGGUCUGUGUAUGUGUGGUCUACGUGUGUGUGUGUCAGUGUUUGUACGUGUGGUCUGUGUAUGUGUGGUCUACGUGUGUGUGUCAGUGUUUGUACGUGUGGUCUGUGUAUGUGUGGUCUACGUGUGUGUGUCAGUGUUUGUACGUGUGGUCUGUGUAUGUGUGGUCUACGUGUGUGUGUCAGUGUUUGUAUGUGUGGUCUGUGUAUGUGUGGUCCAUGUGUGUGUCAGUGUUUGUAUGUGUGGUCUGUGUAUGUAUGGUCUACGUGUGUGUGUCACUGUUUGUAUGUGUGGUCUGUGUAUGUAUGGUCUACGUGUGUGUGUCACUGUUUGUAUGUGUGGUCUGUGUAUGUGUGGUCUACGUGUGUGUGUCUGUGUUUGUAUGUGUGGUCUGUGUAUGUAUGUUCUACGUGUGUGUGUCACUGUUUGUAUGUGUGGUCUGUGUAUGUGUGGUCUAUGUGUGUGUGUCACUGUUUGUAUGUUUGGUCUGUGUAUGUAUGUGUGGUCUGUCUUUGUGUGUAUGUAGUCUAUAUUUGAACGUGGGAUAAUGGGAACUGCAGAUGCUGGAGAAUUCCAAGAUAAUAAAAUGUGAGGCUGGACGAACACAGCAGGCCAAGCAGCAUCUCAGGAGCACAAAAGCUGACGUUUCGGGCCUAGACCCUUCAUCAGAGAGUCUAUAUUUGAACGCGUGUGUGUUUGCAUGGCUGUCUGUGUUUAUUACUGUGUGUGUGUGCGUGUGUUCUGUAUGUAUGGUCUCUGAGUGUGUCUGUACAUGCACUAACUGUCCCGUGUUUUAACGGAUUCCUCCUUCAUGUGACUGCUUGUCCUACGUGCCUUAAUUUUUAGUUAUAGACCCACAUUUCUAAUACAGCCUAUGGAACACCAAUUCUGGGAGUCUCUGGGUGAGUCUGAGUGAUUCGUGUUUGCCUGCAAGUGACUGGCUUGGUCAGCAGAGAAAUACCUCUGUUGUGAAUCAACAAGAAAAGUUGAUUUUAGACAUGACUCCCCAGCAAUUAUAAUUUCAAGGCUAGCCACCAUCUGCAUGUUAAAAUCCUGCUUGACCACAUCCCCACUGACAGGAGCAUUAAAAAUCACUUCCACAUCUCCAACCCAGUCCAAUGGUCAAAGUGUCCCUUAUUUGAUUGGAAUUGGUUAUCCUGUUUCAUCAGUGCACAGUCAUUGUCUGCUUUCAUUUGCAAUUCCAACAGUUAGUUUAGGGAACAAAUUUAAACAGAAAAAUGUGCACAGUCCGAUUGGAAUAUUGUUAAAAAAAGUCCAAGUGCCAGUGCUCAUAUGGGAAUGUUAGACAGUCAAAUGGUGCUCGCAGUUCCUUUGUUUCCAGGCCUGGAAGGCCCAAAGUAGCCCUCAAUCUCCACAGUUCACACCAAUCUCUCAUGACGUUGCAGGGUUUAUUGAUUACACCUCCAACUGUAAUUCCAUGACUAGACUGCAGUCAGUCACCAGACACAGGUGUUUGUAGCACAUGUCUCGCCUGCUCCAAAAAAUGGGGUUUAAAAAGUUUUAAAUUAGGUGCCUGGGUGGUGUAGAUUUGAAUGGAUGGAUUUAGCAGGAUUCUUCAAGGUCAAAAAUCAAACGGCAUCAGCUUGCAGUCCAACAGUUUAUUUGAAAACGCAAGCUUUUGGAGUCUCGCUCCUUCUUGAGGUGUUAGUUCAGGUCUUAGAAGGAGCAGGACUCUGAAAGCUUGUGUUUCCAAAUAAACCAGUUGGACUCUAACCUGGUGUUGUGUGAUUUUUGACCUUGUGAACCCCAGUCCAAAACGGGCACCUCCACAUCAUGGAUUUUUCAGUUAAAGAAAGUGGAGCAAAGAAAUCACUGAGGAAUGAGCAUAUAACUGUAAAACGAUAGAGAUCUCUAUGCACACAGAGAGGACAAAGAAUAGGGCAAUAGGGAAGGAAAAUAGUCUGAAGAUAGGCAAUCAGCCAUACUCCUAGUAAAAGACAAAACAGGUUCGAGAAGCCAUAUGAUUUGCUCCUGCCCUAUUUAUUUACAUUCAAGGAAUACAAAAGGCAUUUUCUUUAUAAUGUUGAAUAUGGCUGUUGUUACAGGGAAAAUAAAAGUGAUGCUGUAUGCCACGUCAGUCAGGUAGCUGCCCUGCUGGACAGUGUGCAAGGCAAUAAACAGUAAAUGUGUUGUUAGGCAUGAAUCAGACAAAUAUUAAACCCAUCCAAUCAAAAAGAUUCCUGGCUCUGAUGAAGAGUCAUUCCAAACUCGAAACUUUAACCCUGUUCCUCUCUCCACAGAUGCUGCCUGGGUUUCUCCAGCUUUCUGUGUGUUCCUUGUAAACAAUUGGAUUUAUUCAGAAUCAAUGUCUCUUAAAGCUAUGAGACUUAACACAGCAGAAUUAAUAUAUCCAGUGAUACUUUGCUUUCCUAAUAUAAAUUCUUCUGGAAGAUUGCACAGAUUUCGAGGUAUAUUGGUUUACCCAGCUACACAUACUAAUAAUUCAGAAGCAUUCCCAUGAACUAAACACUGCGUUGGUAUGUACACUGUGUCGCGUGUGAUGUUUCCUCCGGAGACAUCAAACACAGACAAAAAGAAUUGGAGUUCAUCCCACAUAAUCGAGUCCCCAUGUGAACAUUGAAUGAUAUUCUGUGAUAAAAGCUCUUUUAAUAAUGUGCCAUAUCUUUCUAAUCAAAGUCUGUAUUGAGAAUCAAGUAUUGUAACAUGUUUUAAAAUAUAUAUGGGUUUGGAAAAUAAAGUGGAUGUACUUGAAGCUG